GAAACAAUAAUUCAGAGUAUUAGAAAGUGACGACUGAAUUCUAUCAUAGCAUAUCGGCUCGUUCUGCUUCUUUCCAGUUUAUUUCAAAUUUACUAAAUCACAUGACAACCGACAGAUAAUUGAGUUCUUACCUGCUGUCAGAUAUCUGGCGAGAUAGUGAAAAGUAAAUAGAUAAAAUUAUUGGUUCCGUAUUAUCGCUGAAACGCGAUAAUAUUCUCACACUAAGUUCUAUAAAACUUUCAAAAUUAGUAAAUACGAGAAAAUGGAAGACGCUCCUCUAUAUAAUGAGAAACAAUCAAUACGAGAGAAGGCGAAAUCAUUGAAAAAGUAUGGCAGUACGUGUAAUCAUUUUAAACGACCUGAAUUGCUGUUAAAGUAUUUUAUCACCAAAACUGAUACGUUACAAGGGAUUGCUUUGAAAUAUGGAGUCACUACGGAACAAAUUAGGAGAGCAAACAGGGGCAUGUUUUGCAUCAGAUAG
This is a messenger RNA of Ctenocephalides felis (cat flea), 481 nucleotides long. RefSeq names its product lysM and putative peptidoglycan-binding domain-containing protein 2-like. The coding region runs from base 263 to 481 and encodes 72 amino acids. Lineage: Eukaryota; Metazoa; Arthropoda; Insecta; Siphonaptera; Pulicidae. The transcript is spliced from 2 exons. The record is from RefSeq and is a predicted model, not a curated record.